Messenger RNA from Penicillium maclennaniae, 348 nucleotides. RefSeq names its product SBDS family protein. The transcript has 3 exons. Bases 1 to 348 code for a protein of 115 amino acids. The record is from RefSeq and is a predicted model, not a curated record. Lineage: Eukaryota; Fungi; Ascomycota; Eurotiomycetes; Eurotiales; Aspergillaceae.
AUGCCUCGCGCCAACGAUACUACCUCCAAGAUCUUCUACAAGGGCAAGACUGAAGACUUUGUUGUCUUCGUCGAUGACUUGGAAAUCUUGAAGAAGUGGAAGGAGGACCGCAGCAUCGCCCUCGCCGAUGUUUUGAACGGAUGGAAGAUCUUCAUUACUCACUCCCACGGUGCUCAGGGUGUCCUUGACACUGCCAGCAAAGCUGCUCUGGAGAACGAGUUUGGCACCGCGAAUGAAGACGAAUGCAUGGUGAAGAUCCUCGAAGGCGGCGAAUUCCAGCACAACACUGCUCGCGAGCGUGAGGGCAGCAAGAACGAUUCCAAGGCCCCUGCCAACAUCGGCCGGUAG